Molecule: messenger RNA, 5440 nt
Organism: Labrus mixtus (cuckoo wrasse)
Lineage: Eukaryota; Metazoa; Chordata; Actinopteri; Labriformes; Labridae
Gene: slc43a1b
Product: solute carrier family 43 member 1b
Exons: 15
Coding region: 139-1851 (570 amino acids)
Biological process (GO): neutral amino acid transport; transmembrane transport
Molecular function (GO): L-amino acid transmembrane transporter activity; neutral L-amino acid transmembrane transporter activity
Source: RefSeq, a predicted model, not a curated record
GUGACGGAUAGGAAGGAAGGAAGGAUAUCACACAACUUUAACACAGAAGAAGAAGAAGAAGAAGAAGGAGAAAGAAAGACACAAAGAAAGAAAGGAAGAAAGACAGACAUCUAUUUGCAGAGCUACAUCAUAAACGUCAUGGCUCCCAGUUUGUCUCAGGCGUACAGGCGGAGGUGGUGGAUGGCAAUCACAGCCAUCAUAGAGAACCUGCUGUGCUCCGCCGUUCUGCUGGGCUGGGGCUCUCUGCUCAUCAUGCUGAAGAGUGAAGGCUUCUAUUCAAGCCUCUGUGUCGAAAAUGAGACUGUCAGUGUCAACGUUUCCUCCAUGGAGAGUGGUCACUGGCGGAGUUGUGUGGAGCAGGAGGAGGUGUUAAACCUGGGCUUCACCAUCGGCUCGUUUCUCUUGAGUGCUGCCACUUUACCGCUCGGGAUCCUGAUGGACAAAUAUGGACCACGCCCACUGAGGCUCUUCGGCAGUGCCUGUUUUGCAGCCUCCUGUGCAAUGAUAGCUGCUGCAACGUACGACCCUGACAUGCUGUCCGUCCUCAUCUUCCUCGCUGUCUCCUUCAACGGCUUUGGAGGAAUCUGCCUGACCUUCACCUCACUCACACUGCCUAACAUGUUUGGAAAUGUUCGGUCAACGGUCCUCUCCCUGAUGAUCGGUUCCUACGCUUCUUCAGCCGUCACAUUCCCCGGGGUCAAGGUGAUUUACGACCUCGGCGUGUCGUUCCACAUCAUCAUGUGGGUGUGGUCUGGUAUAGCCUGCAUGGUUUUCCUCAACUGCUUCCUGAAUUGGCCCGUUGAAUCUUUCCCUGCACCCGAAGACAUCAGAUACACUAAAAAGGUGAAGCUGAGUGGGAUCGUGACGGAGGACAAGAUGACAGGGGAAACCUACGUCACCCAUGUGAGCGUCAUGGAAGACAUGAUGGGAGCCAAGCAGCCAGAAGCCGAGAAGACGGACUCACAAGGAACGACUCAGGCCCCACUGCCGCUCUGUCACUCUAUGUGUUCUCCCAUCUUCCUGUGGAGUGUCAUCACCAUGGCGAUGACUCAGUUGAGGUUGAUCUUCUUCAUGGGUGCCAUGAACAAGAUGCUGGAGUUUCUGGUCACCUAUGGCGACCCUAACCCCUCAGAGGAGCUGCAGAUGGAGGCAAAGGACCAAGUGGGUUUCUACUCGUCGAUAUUUGGUACGAUGCAGCUCCUGUGUCUGCUGACCUGUCCUCUGAUUGGAUACAUCAUGGACUGGAGGAUGAAGGAGUGUGAGGAGGAAAAUGCAAACACACAAUCUGAAAAGAGCCAAUCAGAUCCACCAAAAAGAGACAGAAAGAUCCAGAAACUGACCAAUGCCAUGAGAGCUUUCAUCUUCACCAACCUCCUACUGGUCUCGUUUGGAAUCAUUUCCCUGAUUGACAACCUGCCCGUUCAGGUGGUGUCGUUUGUCCUGCAUACCAUAGUUAGAGGAUUUAUUCACUCCUGCUGUGGGGGUCUCUAUGCUGCUGUGUAUCCUGCUAACCACUUUGGGACGCUGACAGGUAUGCAGUCAAUGAUCAGCGCUGCAUUUGCGUUGCUCCAGCAGCCACUGUUCAUCCUGAUGGUGGGACACCUGAGAGGAGAUCCCUACUGGAUCAACCUGGGACUUCUCAUCUUCUCCUCGGCCGGCUUCCUGUUGCCGGGCUAUCUGUUCUAUCACCGUAGAAACCUGAUCCUGGCAAGGGCAAGACGUGAUAAGCUGGCCGCCUGCCAAUCAGACAAAGAGAAUGUUCCUCUUAACCAAUCAGAGAACGUAACGGCCAAUGGCAAAAAGAAUGGGCAUGUAGGUAACGGUUGCACAACAAAUGGGCACACAGCUUAAAAUGAUUUAUAGGAUUUAUAUGAUCCAUUUAUUUCAUUAUAGACCAUUUGUUUGUAGUUAUGGUGCACAGGUAAAUCAACACUCUGGGACUAACAUUAACGCAGCCUCAACUCGAUCUAGACUGAGAAGAGCGGCAAUAACAGUACCAAAAAUGAAACAAGAGAGAAAUAUAUUUUUAAAUAGUUUUCAAGCUUUAUUUAAAACACACAAAGAUCACAAACAGUGAUAAGAAGGUGCUGCAGGAACAACUGAGAUGGAAUUAAAUAACAAUAACUUUCUGUGCCCUAAAGUAAAAGGAUUGUUUCAUGAAACACAUGCAAACUGCAAAAAAAUGAGACUAUGGCUGUGUUUGAAGUCACACUCUCAUUCCCAGCUCCCUACAUUGCAGCGGACUAUAUAGGGCACUCAUUCGGCACAACAAGAAAAACAUUUCAGACACCACUCUGGCUGUCGGUAAUGAUGUCAUCGUUUUAGCAGAACUGAAUUGUGCAGCUUCAUGUCGGCAUCAAAAAUAAGGUUAAUACGGCAUGAAUUUCAAUGCUAAUUGAUAUGGUUCUCAUCGUAAUUUCACAAAAACAAUUGAAUUUGAUAAAUAAAUAUCAAGUACUGAAUUUUAAAUAUAUAUAUGUAUAUAUAUAUACAUAUAUAUAUAUAUAGGUGCUUACAGACGAUGGUCUCAUGCCUGUCUUCAUCAUUAUGAAAAACUAAAGUUGAGAGUCCUUUCCUCUUCAUUAAAACAGCUUCUAGAGUUCAGUAACAUAUCCUCCAAAUAUAAACUUUAUUGUGAUUCUGUGUUCGGUUUUCACGCUCCUCUAAUCCGUCUGACCGAGGUAAAACGCCACUUUCUGAUCGUAAAAAUCUUUGAACCACAUUGCAUGAUGAUAUAUAGAUUACGUUGGAUAGUGACCAGUUUGUACAUUACUUUUCACAAUGCAUUGUUGGGUACAAUGAAUGGACUGUAUAGGGUAUGAUAAUGCCGCUAUACAAUGGUGUAUUCGUGUGUGAUUUCAGACACAGGCUAGAUGUACAUAUGAUUGACCAGUGAGCUGCAUUCUGGGAAAUAUUCACAAUCCCUACACCCUUGACCUUUACAGUAAUUGAUAUAAAAUAAUUAAAGGACCACACCACACUCUGUGUGUUUGAACCACAUUCAGUAGCUCUACAAAACCAUUUUAGCCAUUUAUCAAAGCCUAACUUAAAGGAGCAAUAUGUAAUGUAAGAUAUGUACUGAUUUAAAUGAUAAAGGUACCUUACUAUAUGAUCAGACAUUAAGGAAACAUGCUAUGUUGAAGUGCUGGCUCCUCUGACAACAAUGCAGCAGCCAGUAUGUCCUCCUUCUAACUUUAGAUUCUGGUCCUGAAUGCUCUGGAUUUGUUUGGACCAGAGAAGGUAGGCGGUUUUAAGGCACCCCCACACGGCCGUUUUGGACGCCCCUCGGUUUGUCAGAUAUGAGAGCAGUUAUCAGGUCAAACCAACAGGUGUUGCAGCGAUGGAAGCGGGCAAGAGAAGUGGUUCAGAUAGAAGUGAUUGUACCCGACCUAAAAAGCCUCUGCAUGUUUCUAAUAAGCUCCACGAGCAGAAACGUGCUCAAACUAGGAUCAAUAUUGGAAAUGCUUUUGAAACAUGGAGAGAGGUUAGAACACAGAAAGGUUUACAGACCGAUGCAGAGUUGGCUAAACACUGAAGCUUCAGUGUCCACGACUUGUCAAUCUGCGUGAGCGUCGACUCUAAAGAGGAGGGGGCGGGGGGAGACAUAUCUCCGAUGUUUUGAAUUUGGGCUGCAGUACCCAUUUGAAACACUAGGUGUCAGAGUUACAUAUUGCUCUUUUAACUUUGCAGAAUUUUUCAUGAGCCUGAAAAUUGCAUUCAAGAAGUCGCCUGUCGGUAAAAUACAAAAACUACAAGUUAAAAAAUAAAGCCUUUACAUAGUAUUCACAUCUCAUCACCAUCUUUUUAAAGGCAAAAAAUAUUUUGUCAUCAAAAACAGAUGAAGAGAUAUUUAAAACAAGACUAUGUUGCUUUUGAAAAGAGGAACAGAUCCUUUCUCUUACAACUUAAAAGCAACUUUUUCAUAGUUUGGUACAAACCUCAGGAGUCGAUGGAGACCAAAGCAGACCAAAAAAAGACUACAAAUUGGAUUUGAACUCAUCAGGUCUCCAAUAACACGACUCCACACAAAUGUGCAUGUUGCUUAUAAACUGCUGGAUGUGUAAUCAAGCAGCUGUUUGCUAUAAAUCAAGUUCAAAGGUGAUUAUUCCGACAUCUGUUCACAGCUUGUAUUCUUUUCCCCCAAAUAUGCAAAAGAAAGUGCUUUCAGCUCAAAGACCUAUACAGAUGCCAAAGACCACUAAAUGUAAUGAAACAAUGAUUACAUUUACUGCAUUAACUUGACAGCUGUCCUGACUGAAGCCUAUAUCAUCUGAGUUCCAGUUUAAGAUGUUUAUAAUACUAGAAACCACAUUUAAUUAAUCUUUAACUCUGACGGUCUCAGACAACCAGCUUUCUCCGAGAGUCUUUGUAAUAGUUGGAUUUGAUUCUGUAAAUGUGACUCUUAACUUUGUCUCUUCUUUAGUUGAUAUUUUUUUAGUUAGCAGAAGCACAUUGUGUCUUUUUCUUUAAGUUUUGGAAAGAUGUUCAUGUGUGUCGGUGGUUGUUCCACUUUGCUGCACUUGAUAUAUUGCAAUAACUAAACAGGAACUAAAUCACUAACGAGGGAUAUUUGAGCCAAUCGUAGCUCUGUUCAGGCCAGUGUUUCACAAACGAGACGAAGUGUGGAGUCGUUUUGUUCUCCUCUCAUGAAAAUUUUCUGAGAUUCUGUGCAGGCACAGACUUGUUUGGAGCAAAUAUGAAAAUGUGAUUAUAAAAUUCAGAGUAAGUAAAAUACAGUAAAGAGCGGUGCAGUACGUUGAGGAGAAACACUUCUCCAUCUUUGGCUGCUUCCAUGUUUUGUUGUGAGUGUCUGUAGUGUAGUGUACAGUGUUAAUAGAAGAAUGUAUAGUUUAAGAAUAAGGUUGAUUCUGUGAUUAAAUGUAAAAAACAUGUUUGACAUAAUCUGCAUGCUUUGGAGUGCCUUGGUGUUAAACCCUUUAAUAUAAAAUCUUAUAGUUUUAUUGCUUUAGAGGCAGAAUUGCACAAAAAACAAAGCACCUUAUUUGAAUCUUGUUUUUUGCUAUGCAUACAUCCGGUUCACCUUAAAACAUAAAAAAUACACAUAUAGAUAUAGACCAACAAUUUUAAAGGACUUCAAAUGUGUUUGCUUAGAAAGGUAGUAUUUAUUGUGUUAUAUUGUUGCUUUGAUGUAUCCGUCCACAGUGUGACGUUAUUAUAGCCUUAUUAAAAAGGUGGCUGCAGUUAUCAAUUGUCACAUUAUCACCAUCACUUUUGGAGGUGAUGAAAAAGAAGCCAAAGUUAGAUCAAAAAUCCUGCCAUCAAGAUAUAAUGUAAGAUAUAAGUUUAAUUUAAAGUUUUUGUUGUAAAUAGCUUUUCUCGAAGGAGGAAGAUUUGUUUUUUGUUUCUGUCUCUAUUUUAAAUGUUGCUUUGAUUUUGUUGUCGAGAAAUGUAAAGAAAAAAAUAAAACAUGUUUCAUGAA